Molecule: messenger RNA, 1621 nt
Organism: Thalassophryne amazonica
Lineage: Eukaryota; Metazoa; Chordata; Actinopteri; Batrachoidiformes; Batrachoididae
Gene: trh
Product: thyrotropin-releasing hormone
Exons: 3
Coding region: 168-986 (272 amino acids)
Biological process (GO): hormone-mediated signaling pathway
Cellular component (GO): extracellular region
Molecular function (GO): thyrotropin-releasing hormone activity
Source: RefSeq, a predicted model, not a curated record
GACGCCAGUAACAAGAAGUAUAAAAGGUGAGGGAGAAAGUUUUCUGCUCAUACCUCUAGACUUUACGGGUCACUAACCGUUGCGAGAGGCUGAAAGCAACCACACGUCUAGCGGUGCGCGUAACUGUGCCAAAUUCGGAUACUUCACAGUCGACCAACUACGUUAUCAUGAAGUCGGCAUGCCUGUUCCUCUUGGCUUUUCUCGCGAUCUGCAACCUGACAGUAUCCAGAGGACAGAGCGUCCCUGCUGAUGAUGAGACGGACCGAAGGACCAUAGAUGACAUCAUACUCCAAAGAGCAGAAAGUCUCCUGCUACGGUCCAUUAUCAGAAAGAUGCAGGAAGAAGACGGCAUAAAUGAGGGAUUUUCUACUCAGUCAGAGUGGGUGACGAAAAGACAGCACCCCGGGAAAAGAUACGGCGAGGAUUUUGAUAAGCGACAGCAUCCGGGACGCAGAGAAGAGGGUGAGGAUAAACAGCUGGAUGUUGAGAGGAGGCAACACCCGGGCAAACGCGAGGAUGAAAUGCACACCUUCGUGGAGUUCCAAAAAAGGCAGCACCCGGGAAAGCGCUCCAGGGUGGGAAACCUUUCUGAAAACCCCAUCACUUUUCUCAGCGAAGUUACUAAACGGCAACAUCCAGGGAAGCGCUACCUGAUAUUGCACAGCAAGCGCCAGCAUCCAGGAAAGCGCCACAUGGAGGAUGAGGAUGGUGAGUGGGACUGGGACGCCGAUGUGGACGGAGAUGAAGACCUGCAAGAUUUGGAAAAGCGCCAGCACCCCGGAAAACGGUUUUGGGAUAACCAGAGUCCAGAUUUAAGCUCAGACAGACCUUGUGAUGUGUUGGACUUAAGGAGUUGCAGCAAGAGCGGUCUGCAGUUGCUCGAGCUUUUAGACAACGCUGCCAGUAAUCGUGCUGAGGAGAAAAGGCAGCACCCCGGUAAAAGGUUCGCACCCGUGGAAGAUUUGGUGGAAGGAGAUCAAGAUUAGGUCUGGUGUGCGUGUACUGCGGUCAUGUUAAAAAAAAAAUAAGAUAGAUGUGUAAAUUAGGUAAAAUCCACGAAUGAUUAAACGAAAAUUAAGAAAAAAAAUCUUUUGUGCCACAGUUUUUCCUUUGUUGCAUUACAUCAGAAAACAUUUCUGCUGUUGGUUUCUUUUGAGAGCUUGUGCGUAAUUGUCCUCCAAACUGAAACAUAUGUAGUAUACGCAAAUAUAUGACAGUAAAAAGUAUGAUCAUCAUCACCAUUAUUAUUAUUAUUAAUACUGAGGAUAAAUGUUUGACUGUCUUUAGUGAUGUUUCCUCUGUGAGGCAACAUGCUUGUCAGUACAUGGAUGAAAUGUUGAGAACGAAAGUGGCGACAUCUACAUUUAACCACUUUUAGUUAUGCGUGGGUUUUUAUUUCAUUUGAUUUUAUUAUUUUCUACUUCUACAAAAUAUAAUGAAUACUACAGCAUAUAAAGUGUGUCACUCAUAAUUUAUCAUUGUGUUUAUUACAUUAAUAUAAGUUAAUAAAUGCUAAAACUCGAAGGAAAUGUUUUUUUUUUUUUUCUGUAUAAUAACAAUGCAACAUUAGCUCAUGGUUUGCCGCACACCAAAACUCUAUUAAACUGUGUAUUCAACCUAA